AUGCCCAUUCCACGCCAUCGUUUCCAUUCCCCCCUUUCCGCCCAUCUCUCCCGAACCCCCUUCCACCAACCCCCCCCCCCAACCUUCAUCCCCCUUUCCCCCACCUUCCCCAGUGCUGCUAGAAGGCCUAGACUGCUCCUAGAAGGCUUAGACGUGGCAGCGCUGGUGCUCCACCAGUUCGACUACUACCGCUACGAGGGCGCGCAGGUCACCACCAUCAAUGGCGCCGCCGCCAUGGACUACCUAUUAGAGUGGGCGGCGCGCUACGUGGGGCAGUACCGCGACUCGGGCGUGCGCUUCAACCUGCUCUUUGCAAGAAGGGUUGUGUCCAAGGCGACGGGCGCGGUGAUUGCGACUCAGGGCGCGUUCGCACAGCGGAGUCUUGCACCGACGAAUGACAGUGUUGUGGUGGAGCUGAUACUGGCCGCGAGUGCCACACCCGUGCAGGUGACGGUGCCCUGGGUGGCAGUGCUGCCUCAUGUAACCCUGCCCGUCCCAAUUCCCUCUCUCCAUCUCUCCUUAUCCCCUUGCACCCUCUCCCCCACCAAUCACAGCACGAGUGCCACACCAGUGCAGGUGACGGUGCCGUGGGUGGCAGUGCUGCCGACCAAUUUCGACUCUGCCACCUCCUACUGGGCGGCUAACUGCGCCACCCCUCGCCAACCCACCGCCUCUGCCGCCGCUGCGCCCUCUGCUGCUGCCUCUGCUGCUGGGGCAGCUGGGCGGGCUGUGGGGACGCGCAGCAGGGCAAGGGGGGAAGAGACGGCGCUGAUAGCGGAUGGGGGAAGGAGGGGGGGUGCUGCGGAUGCCGAGAAGGAGUGGGAGGGGGAACGGUGGGGGGAGAAGGAGCGGGGGGAGGGUGGGAGGGGAGAAGAAAGAGGGGACGGGAGGGUGAGGAGACCUGGGCCUUUGUUGAGUGAGAGACUUAAGAAGAGAGCUCGGGGCAUGGGGGCUUGGAUUGCAGACGACACAGCAGAGAGCUCAGAGGGGACAGUGAGGACAGAGGGGACAGAGAGGACAGAGGGGACAGUGAGGACAGAGGGGACAGUGAGGACAGAGGGGACAGUGAGGACAGAGGGGACAGAGAGGACAGAGGGGACAGUGAGGACAGAGGGGACAGUGAGGACAGAGGGGACAGUGAGGACAGAGGGGACAGUGAGGACAGAGGGGACAGUGAGGACAGAGGGGACAGUGAGGACAGAUGGUGCACAGAACACAGAAGGUGCAGAGAGCGGAGAAGAGAGCAGAGAGGGAGCAGUGGGAUGGGGCAGCAGUCGUGCGGGGAUGGGCGACAGCAGCAGGGAGAGAGCGUCUGGGUGGCCGACUCUGGCUGUGGAGUUCCCAAGGCCCGACCUCGACGCCCGCCCCUCCCUGCUCCGCCCCCCUCCCCCACCCCCUGCCGCCCCCCUGCUGCUCCGAUACCAAGCAGCGGCUGCUGCUGCUGAGUCUGCUGAAUCUGCUACCUCUGCUGAUGCUGGUAGUAGUGCUGCUGCUGGCGGCGACGGGCGUGCCUCGUCAGCGCCAGCACCAAAUGACCUGGCAGGGGCGCAGAAAUUGUCCACGUCAUCAGCGCUGAUUCCCGUCUACCUGCUAGCAGACAACGCCACGGCAGUCAUCUGGCUGCACACCUUCCUGCCAGCAUUGGACGGCUCAGAUGAAGCCCUCAUCGCCUUCCUGCUCACCGAGAUCUCCACAGCCGUUGAUCUCGCCAACCAGCACGGCAAGCGCAUACUGAUGGACGUGAGUGGCAACGGCGGGGGCUACACUGACAUAGCCUACCUGCUGCUGCGCCUCGUGGCCGGCAAACAGAAGGCCCCCAAGGGCCGAGUGCAGAUGCCACAGCAGCUGCUCAUAUCCAAUGCAUUCAUGCUCUCAUUACUGGACAAGCAGCUCACCUCGUUCUACCAGUGGGACAAGUACCGAGGCAAAGGAGGGCUGUCAUGUCGCAUGCCCUGGGGCAAAGGAGGGCUGUCAUGUCGCAUGCCCUGGGGCAAAGGAGGGCUGUCAUGUCGCAUGCCCUGGGGCAAAGGAGGGCUGUCAUGUCGCAUGCCCUGGGGCAAAGGAGGGCUGUCAUGUCGCAUGCCCUGGGGCAAAGGAGGGCUGUCAUGUCGCAUGCCCUGGGGCAAAGGAGGGCUGUCAUGUCGCAUGCCCUGGGGCAAAGGAGGGCUGUCAUGUCGCAUGCCCUGGGGCAAAGGAGGGCUGUCAUGUCGCAUGCCCUGGGGCAAAGGAGGGCUGUCAUGUCGCAUGCCCUGGGGCAAAGGAGGGCUGUCAUGUCGCAUGCCCUGGGGCAAAGGAGGGCUGUCAUGUCGCAUGCCCUGGGGCAAAGGAGGGCUGUCAUGUCGCAUGCCCUGGGGCAAAGGAGGGCUGUCAUGUCGCAUGCCCUGGGGCAAAGGAGGGCUGUCAUGUCGCAUGCCCUGGGGCAAAGGAGGGCUGUCAUGUCGCAUGCCCUGGGGCAAAGGAGGGCUGUCAUGUCGCAUGCCCUGGGGCAAAGGAGGGCUGUCAUGUCGCAUGCCCUGGGGCAAAGGAGGGCUGUCAUGUCGCAUGCCCUGGGGCAAAGGAGGGCUGUCAUGUCGCAUGCCCUGGGGCAAAGGAGGGCUGUCAUGUCGCAUGCCCUGGGGCAAAGGAGGGCUGUCAUGUCGCAUGCCCUGGGGCAAAGGAGGGCUGUCAUGUCGCAUGCCCUGGGGCAAAGGAGGGCUGUCAUGUCGCAUGCCCUGGGGCAAAGGAGGGCUGUCAUGUCGCAUGCCCUGGGGCAAAGGAGGGCUGUCAUGUCGCAUGCCCUGGGGCAAAGGAGGGCUGUCAUGUCGCAUGCCCUGGGGCAAAGGAGGGCUGUCAUGUCGCAUGCCCUGGGGCAAAGGAGGGCUGUCAUGUCGCAUGCCCUGGGGCAAAGGAGGGCUGUCAUGUCGCAUGCCCUGGGGCAAAGGAGGGCUGUCAUGUCGCAUGCCCUGGGGCAAAGGAGGGCUGUCAUGUCGCAUGCCCUGGGGCAAAGGAGGGCUGUCAUGUCGCAUGCCCUGGGGCAAAGGAGGGCUGUCAUGUCGCAUGCCCUGGGGCAAAGGAGGGCUGUCAUGUCGCAUGCCCUGGGGCAAAGGAGGGCUGUCAUGUCGCAUGCCCUGGGGCAAAGGAGGGCUGUCAUGUCGCAUGCCCUGGGGCAAAGGAGGGCUGUCAUGUCGCAUGCCCUGGGGCAAAGGAGGGCUGUCAUGUCGCAUGCCCUGGGGCAAAGGAGGGCUGUCAUGUCGCAUGCCCUGGGGCAAAGGAGGGCUGUCAUGUCGCAUGCCCUGGGGCAAAGGAGGGCUGUCAUGUCGCAUGCCCUGGGGCAAAGGAGGGCUGUCAUGUCGCAUGCCCUGGGGCAAAGGAGGGCUGUCAUGUCGCAUGCCCUGGGGCAAAGGAGGGCUGUCAUGUCGCAUGCCCUGGGGCAAAGGAGGGCUGUCAUGUCGCAUGCCCUGGGGCAAAGGAGGGCUGUCAUGUCGCAUGCCCUGGGGCAAAGGAGGGCUGUCAUGUCGCAUGCCCUGGGGCAAAGGAGGGCUGUCAUGUCGCAUGCCCUGGGGCAAAGGAGGGCUGUCAUGUCGCAUGCCCUGGGGCAAAGGAGGGCUGUCAUGUCGCAUGCCCUGGGGCAAAGGAGGGCUGUCAUGUCGCAUGCCCUGGGGCAAAGGAGGGCUGUCAUGUCGCAUGCCCUGGGGCAAAGGAGGGCUGUCAUGUCGCAUGCCCUGGGGCAAAGGAGGGCUGUCAUGUCGCAUGCCCUGGGGCAAAGGAGGGCUGUCAUGUCGCAUGCCCUGGGGCAAAGGAGGGCUGUCAUGUCGCAUGCCCUGGGGCAAAGGAGGGCUGUCAUGUCGCAUGCCCUGGGGCAAAGGAGGGCUGUCAUGUCGCAUGCCCUGGGGCAAAGGAGGGCUGUCAUGUCGCAUGCCCUGGGGCAAAGGAGGGCUGUCAUGUCGCAUGCCCUGGGGCAAAGGAGGGCUGUCAUGUCGCAUGCCCUGGGGCAAAGGAGGGCUGUCAUGUCGCAUGCCCUGGGGCAAAGGAGGGCUGUCAUGUCGCAUGCCCUGGGGCAAAGGAGGGCUGUCAUGUCGCAUGCCCUGGGGCAAAGGAGGGCUGUCAUGUCGCAUGCCCUGGGGCAAAGGAGGGCUGUCAUGUCGCAUGCCCUGGGGCAAAGGAGGGCUGUCAUGUCGCAUGCCCUGGGGCAAAGGAGGGCUGUCAUGUCGCAUGCCCUGGGGCAAAGGAGGGCUGUCAUGUCGCAUGCCCUGGGGCAAAGGAGGGCUGUCAUGUCGCAUGCCCUGGGGCAAAGGAGGGCUGUCAUGUCGCAUGCCCUGGGGCAAAGGAGGGCUGUCAUGUCGCAUGCCCUGGGGCCUUGCGCCGCUUGUGCUCGCGCGUGCAGAUGCACGUCAGAAAGACAUGAAGGGAAGCAGCAAGGGAGGAGACCUUGCAGGCUAG
Messenger RNA from Closterium sp. Naga37s-1, 4419 nucleotides. NCBI's taxonomy places the organism in Eukaryota, Viridiplantae, Streptophyta, Zygnematophyceae, Desmidiales, Closteriaceae. The record is from the annotation of a GenBank genome assembly.